This is a messenger RNA of Trematosphaeria pertusa, 1254 nucleotides long. RefSeq lists its product as uncharacterized. NCBI's taxonomy places the organism in Eukaryota, Fungi, Ascomycota, Dothideomycetes, Pleosporales, Trematosphaeriaceae. The coding region runs from base 1 to 1254 and encodes 417 amino acids. The transcript has a single exon. The record is from RefSeq and is a predicted model, not a curated record.
AUGUCUCGUACAUUCUCUAGCGCGAAGCCGGUGCCCAUACGCCAGGUCGAUGUCCCUGCUCUUGCAAGACGUGGCCUUGUACGAGAUCCAGCCGAAUCCCUACCCAGCAAACGUGCCCGAGACGAAGACACGCUCGGUUCUGACCGGCCAUUCAAACGACCAAAGUCGUCGUCAUCGUACACGGAAGAUCGCGGGCAUAUCCUCUCCACUUAUAGUCGCAAGCGAGAUGACAUCCGCAAGCAAGUCGCCAUCCAGCAAGGUUUGACCCGCGAUUAUUUCCGCCGCCGCGAGCAGAAUUUUUGGACCAGAAUAGAGCGUCGAUGCCUACCCGUGGAAGUGGUGAAAUGGAACAUCCAAGAACUUUGGGAGGAAGAGUACGAGCGAAUGAAGGAGGAUGAGGAGUUGAGGGCCAUGGUGCAGCAGAUGAUGGAGCGGGUUGGGGAGGAGCAGGCUGAAGCAAUGAGACGGCUAGAUGUGGAGUAUGGAAUGGAUCAAGCACCUCGCCGAUGCGAUCCAGGAUAUGAAAUGCUCAUGAAUGAGGGUCAUGACGGUCAUAAGCAUUUAGCUCUGCAGUACAAAGACCAGCCAUCGCCUCCUGGACAAAACCGUGAGCGUUCAGAAUACGGUCAGGAGCAGAACUCCCAGCCAGGUCCCCGCCAUGGCAAUCGCCCAGGCUACGACAAUCCUUUAGAAAGUCAGUCUCAACUAGGCCUCGAUGAUGAACACUCAUCCGAAGACCGAAGGGCCAAUUAUUCCAGAGACUCUCUCGACUACUUCCCAGAAGAGAAUCUCUCUUCCCAUACCACGUCCGCGUCGCACUCCCGGUGCAAUUGUGUCGGAUGCACCAGCGCCGCUCCCAACCGCCCACCACCCGCUAAUCCUACCUCCAACACCACACCCCAACCCAGCAACGCCCUAUCCCGGAAAACGGCCACAGGCAUGCACAGCCUCAGCGGCGAUGGCGCGCCUCUUCCGCACCAACAGAUCACCGGAAAUGCACAAACCGCCUCAGAGGCCUUGGACUCUCGCGACCGGUGGACCAACUUCCCUACUCAACGAGUCAUCGGUAACUGCCAGAACUACUACUAUGAUUACAGAGAGAGUGUAUCGCGGGAACAGACAUUCAACUUCACGACGAAGAACUUCUUCAAUGGCGGUUGUGGGUCUUUUGAUAUACAGGUCAACGGCAGCGGGAACAACGGGGCCACUAUUAAGAUGAAGGAUGCUGCUCGUGGGAUGAAAACCCUACGCUGA